AUGCCGGCAUCAAUCGCGUGGGCCGUGCGGCAAGGGAACAGAGGCGCUAUCGUGCAGUGCGGUUCUCCGCUCGCCACGACGACGAACCCCAUGCCUCCGCCCCAUCGCGCCGGAGCGGGCGGCGGCGGCGGGGGCCGCGACGCGAGCGCGUUCUUCGCGGCGACGCUGGUGCUGUGGGCGGUGUCGGUGGGGUUCGAGAUCGGGGCGCGCGGCCGGCGGGAGCUGGCGCCCGUGGCCGCCGGGUUCGCCUUCUUCCAGGCCGCCAACGCCGCCGUCCGCGCCGCCGUCUCCCGCGACCCGCUCUUCGUCAACACCGCCGUGUCGCUCCUGCACUCCUCUCUCACGUCCGCCUCCGUUAUCUUUGUUCUUGUCAACCGAUGGCAUAAUAAGGACCUCAAGAACAUGUUUGAGCAUGAAGAAUUAUUUGGUGGCAGUUGGGUUGGAGCAUAUUCUGCUUUGUGCUUUUCUUGUGGUUACUUUGCUUAUGACCAAUUAGAUAUGCUUCGUUACCGACUGUACAGUGGAUGGAUUCCUGGAAUUCUCAUGCACCACCUGAUCCUGCUCAUUUGCUUUACACUAGCUCUAUAUCGGAAUGUGACAAUCAACUACCUAAUUCUCACUCUUGUAUGCGAGCUGCAUUCCGUAUUUUUGCACAUAAGGAAAUUGAGGCGAAUGGCUGGAUUUCGGGAUUACAACAGAAAAAUUGUGAAACUGGAAUGGGUUCUCAACUGGACUACAUUUGUAUCAGCAAGGGUGGUGUGCCACAUACUGAUUACAUACAAACUGAUCAUCGAUGCCCACAAGUUUGCUAAUGGAAUUGAGCUUCCUCUAGCUUUAUUUGGCAUGGCAGGGAUGAAUCUGCUCAACAUAUUCUUAGGAUUUGAUCUAGUGAAAGCUUACACACGUGAGAGAAAUCAGCAGAUACAUCAGGACUGAGUUGUGCCUCUAGUGAUAUGGUACUCCAACAAUUUUGGCAGGUUUGUAGUCACACAACAUUGAAUGUAGAUCAGCAGACAAGGUAUGUUGAUGUUUUAUUGGCCUCUACGUUGGGUAGUAACUAGUAACGGUGUACUAUAUUAUGUGUACUCAACUCAUUAUAAGAUCUCUACCAGCAAUUAUUCUUUGCUACAUUACCGCUUGUAUAUCAUGUUUCAUUUAUCAUGACAAUAUGCAUACAUAAAUCAACCUGGAUACAACAACAACAUUGCUCAUAUUACAAGCAGAAAGCGAUUAAAAAAAAAAAGAUGGCCUUGUGUACCUUUUUUUUCUUCAAAACUUCACCUAUACAGUUUUGUGUCCCGCUGUGAGGAAAUGUUUGCAUUAACAGUUUGCAUCAUUUGCUCAUAUUUUGUACUUCAUAUAACUCUGUUUGUAACAAUACUGAAAUAUACACAACUAUCUUUUUGUCACUCCUGAAUCUGGUGACUUUACAGAUACAUUGUAUUCCCUGGUGAGUAAGAGGUGUGCACUGUAUUCUGGGCACUCAUCUCCAGCAAGAACUUUUUGUUGCUCCUGGAUCUGACUUGGAGUUAAAUUGUAUGGUUGCUCAGGGACCAUAUUUGUUAAACUGAAUUAUGAAUAUAAUCAUCUACAAAAGAAAAACCGAAUUUGGUGACUUGAGGGUAAACUGUAUUAUGAACGCAAAUCUUGAGCAACAAAAAAUAUGUAGGUCCCACCGGGAUUCG
This is a messenger RNA of Oryza brachyantha (malo sina), 1685 nucleotides long. RefSeq names its product TLC domain-containing protein 2. Gene Ontology annotation, cellular component: plasma membrane. Bases 1 to 936 code for a protein of 311 amino acids. The transcript has 3 exons. Lineage: Eukaryota; Viridiplantae; Streptophyta; Magnoliopsida; Poales; Poaceae. Gene Ontology annotation, biological process: membrane assembly; plasma membrane organization; phospholipid homeostasis. The record is from RefSeq and is a predicted model, not a curated record.